GCCGCGGCUCGGGUGCGGUAGCAGCUGGCGGGCGAGGUCCAGGCGGCUCGCUGCGGCUCGGCUAGGAGCCCCUGGCGCGCCGCGCCCUCGGUGCCGGGCCGCGGAGCCGGGGAUGCUCGCGGCGCCCAGGAGCCAUGGUCCGCUUCGGGGACGAGCUGAGUGGCCGCUAUGGGGGCACCGGCGGCGGGGAGCGGGCUCGGGGCGGCGGGGCCGGCGGGGCGGGUGGCCCGGGCCAGGGAGGUCUGCCGCCGGGCCAGCGGGUCCUGUACAAGCAGUCCAUCGCGCAGCGCGCCCGGACCAUGGCCCUGUACAACCCCAUCCCAGUCAAGCAGAACUGCUUCACCGUCAACCGUUCGCUCUUCGUCUUCAGCGAGGACAACGUCGUCCGCAAAUACGCUAAGCGCAUCACCGAGUGGCCGCCCUUCGAAUACAUGAUCCUGGCCACCAUCAUCGCCAACUGCAUUGUUCUGGCCCUGGAGCAGCACCUUCCUGAUGGGGACAAGACUCCCAUGUCUGAACGCCUGGAUGACACGGAGCCUUAUUUCAUCGGGAUCUUUUGCUUCGAGGCGGGGAUCAAGAUCAUCGCACUGGGCUUCGUUUUCCACAAGGGCUCCUACCUUCGAAAUGGCUGGAAUGUCAUGGACUUCGUGGUGGUCCUCACGGGGAUUCUCGCCACAGCUGGAACAGACUUUGACCUUCGGACCCUGAGGGCUGUGCGUGUGCUAAGACCCCUGAAGCUGGUGUCUGGAAUUCCAAGUUUGCAGGUGGUGCUCAAGUCCAUCAUGAAGGCCAUGGUCCCGCUGCUGCAGAUCGGGCUGCUGCUCUUCUUUGCCAUCCUCAUGUUCGCCAUCAUCGGGCUCGAGUUCUACAUGGGCAAGUUCCAUAAAGCCUGCUUCCCCAACAGCACAGAUGCAGAGCCUGUGGGUGACUUUCCCUGUGGCAAGGAGGCCCCAGCUCGGCUGUGUGAGGGUGAUACUGAAUGCCGGGAGUACUGGCCAGGACCCAACUUUGGCAUCACCAACUUCGACAACAUCCUGUUUGCCAUCUUGACAGUGUUCCAGUGUAUCACCAUGGAGGGCUGGACUGACAUCCUCUACAAUACAAAUGACGCAGCCGGCAACACCUGGAACUGGUUGUACUUCAUCCCUCUCAUCAUCAUUGGCUCCUUCUUUAUGCUCAACCUAGUGCUGGGUGUGCUCUCAGGAGAGUUCGCCAAGGAGCGGGAGCGAGUAGAGAACCGUCGUGCCUUCCUGAAGCUCCGUAGGCAGCAGCAGAUUGAGCGAGAACUGAACGGGUACUUGGAGUGGAUCUUCAAGGCGGAGGAAGUCAUGUUGGCCGAGGAGGACAAGAAUGCUGAAGAGAAGUCCCCUUUGGAUGUGUUGAAGAGGGCUGCCACCAAGAAGAGCCGAAACGACCUGAUCCACGCGGAGGAGGGCGAGGACCGGUUUGUGGACCUCUGUGCUGUUGGUGAGUCUCGGGGAUGGGGUGCCUUCGUCUCUACAGAUGGGCUCCCCAGAGUGGGCUACGAGGAUAGAGGUGUCUGCACUUUUGAGAAUUCCAGAUGCUUUCCUGUAAUUCCUGGCUCUCUUGGCCUCAUCGAGGGAACAUUACUGAAGGAGACUAAACCUUCUCUUCUCUGCCUUCUAGACUUUGCAGAGUUUGUUUUCCUGGGUCUCUUUCUCACAGAGAUGUCCCUGAAGAUGUAUGGCCUAGGGCCCAGGAGCUACUUUAGGUCUUCCUUCAACUGCUUUGACUUUGGGGUGAUUGUGGGGAGUAUCUUUGAAGUAGUCUGGGCUGCCAUCAAACCAGGAACCUCCUUUGGAAUCAGUGUGCUGCGGGCUCUCCGAUUGCUGAGGAUUUUCAAAGUCACAAAGUAUUGGAAUUCCCUGAGGAACCUGGUGGUAUCCCUCCUCAAUUCCAUGAAGUCCAUCAUCAGCCUCCUCUUCCUGCUUUUCCUCUUCAUUGUGGUCUUCGCUCUGUUGGGGAUGCAGCUGUUUGGGGGACAGUUCAACUUUCAAGAUGAGACCCCGACCACCAAUUUUGAUACCUUUCCAGCUGCCAUCCUCACUGUCUUUCAGAUCCUGACAGGAGAGGACUGGAAUGCAGUAAUGUAUCAUGGGAUUGAGUCACAAGGUGGAGUCAGCAAAGGCAUGUUUUCUUCCUUUUACUUCAUCGUCUUGACGUUGUUUGGAAACUACACCCUGCUGAAUGUUUUCCUAGCCAUUGCUGUGGACAACCUUGCCAAUGCCCAGGAGUUGACCAAGGAUGAAGAGGAGAUGGAAGAAGCAGCCAAUCAGAAGCUUGCUCUUCAGAAGGCCAAAGAAGUAGCUGAAGUCAGCCCCAUGUCUGCUGCCAACAUCUCCAUCGCCGCCAGGCAGCAGAAUUCGGCCAAGGCGCGCUCAGUGUGGGAGCAGCGGGCCAGUCAGCUAAGGCUACAGAACCUGCGUGCCAGCUGUGAGGCACUGUACAGUGAGAUGGACCCCGAGGAGCGCCUGCGUUAUGCCAGCACACGCCAUGUGAGGCCAGACAUGAAGACACACAUGGACCGGCCCCUAGUGGUGGAGCCUGGCCGGGAUGGCUUGCGGGGACCUGUGGGGAACAAGUCGAAGCCCGAAGGCACGGAGGCGGCUGAAAGUGCAGACCCUCCACGCAGGCACCACCGGCACCGUGAUAGGGACAAGGGCUCAACCACGGCCCCUGCUGGCGGCGGCGAACAGGACAGGACAGACUGUCCAAAGAGCGAAAACACCGAAACAACCACGACCCGGGAGGAACGUCCGCGCCCUCGUCGCAGUCACAGCAAGGAUGCUGCAGGGGCUGAAGUGCAAGCACGCUGUGAGCGCAACAGGCGUCACCACCGGCGUGGCUCCCCGGAAGAGGAGGCCGCUGAACGCGAGCCCCGGCGACACCGUGCCCACCGGCAUGCACAGGACUCGGGUAAAGAGGGCACCGCACCAGUGUUGGCACCCAAGGGCGAGCGACGCCCACGACAUCGAGGCCCCCGCACGGGCCCCCGCGAGGCAGAGAACAGCGAGGAGCCCACACGCCGGCACCGUGCAAGGCAUAAGGGGCCACCAACACUUGAACCCCCUGAGAGGGAGGCUGCAGAGAAGGAGAGCGCCGUGGCAGAAGGGGAUAAGGAAACCCGAAACCACCAGCCCAAGGAACCUCACUGUGAUCUGGAGGCCAUUGCAGUUACAGGUGUGGGCCCUCUGCACAUGCUGCCCAGCACCUGUCUCCAGAAAGUGGAAGAACAACCAGAAGAUGCAGACAACCAGCGUAAUGUCACCCGGAUGGGCAGUCAGCCUUCAGACCCCAGCACCACUGUGCAUGUCCCGGUGACCCUGACAGGCCCCCCCGGGGAGACCACUGUCGUGCCCAGUGGUAAUGUGGACGUGGAAGGCCAAGCCGAGGGCAAGAAGGAGGCAGAGGCUGAUGAUGUGCUGAGAAGAGGCCCCCGGCCCAUCGUCCCAUACAGCUCCAUGUUCUGUCUCAGCCCCACCAACCUGCUCCGUCGCUUCUGCCAUUACAUUGUGACCAUGCGGUACUUUGAGAUGGUAAUUCUUGUGGUCAUUGCCCUGAGCAGCAUUGCCCUGGCUGCUGAGGAUCCUGUGCGGACUGAUUCAUCCAGGAACAAUGCUUUAAAGUACAUGGAUUACAUCUUUACAGGCGUCUUCACCUUCGAAAUGGUCAUAAAGAUGAUAGACUUGGGGCUGCUGCUGCACCCUGGAGCCUACUUCCGGGACCUGUGGAAUAUUCUGGACUUCAUUGUUGUCAGCGGAGCCCUGGUGGCAUUUGCUUUCUCGAGCUUCAUGGGAGGAUCCAAAGGGAAAGACAUCAAUACCAUCAAGUCCCUGAGAGUCCUGCGUGUCCUGCGGCCCCUCAAGACCAUCAAACGGCUGCCUAAGCUCAAGGCUGUGUUUGACUGCGUGGUGAACUCCCUGAAGAAUGUCCUCAACAUCUUGAUUGUCUACAUGCUCUUCAUGUUCAUAUUUGCCGUCAUUGCAGUGCAGCUCUUCAAAGGGAAGUUUUUUUACUGCACUGAUGAAUCCAAGGAACUGGAGAGGGACUGCAGGGGUCAGUAUUUGGAUUAUGAGAAGGAGGAAGUAGAGGCUCAGCCGAGACAGUGGAAGAAAUAUGACUUCCACUAUGACAAUGUGCUCUGGGCCCUGUUGACGCUGUUCACGGUGUCCACAGGAGAGGGGUGGCCCAUGGUGCUGAAACACUCUGUGGAUGCCACCUAUGAGGAGCAGGGGCCAAGCCCCGGGUUCCGGAUGGAGCUUUCUAUCUUCUAUGUGGUCUACUUUGUGGUCUUCCCUUUUUUCUUUGUCAACAUCUUUGUGGCCUUGAUCAUUAUCACCUUCCAGGAACAGGGGGACAAGGUGAUGUCUGAAUGCAGCCUGGAAAAGAAUGAGAGGGCUUGCAUUGACUUUGCCAUCAGUGCCAAACCCCUGACUCGAUACAUGCCCCAAAACAAGCAGUCGUUCCAGUAUAAGACAUGGACAUUCGUGGUCUCUCCACCCUUUGAGUACUUCAUUAUGGCCAUGAUAGCCCUCAACACAGUGGUGCUGAUGAUGAAGUUCUAUGACGCACCUUACGAGUAUGAGCUGAUGCUGAAAUGCUUGAACAUUGUCUUCACAUCCAUGUUCUCUAUGGAGUGCAUAUUGAAGAUCAUCGCCUUUGGGGUCCUGAACUACUUCAGAGAUGCCUGGAAUGUCUUUGACUUUGUCACUGUCUUGGGAAGUAUUACUGAUAUUUUAGUAACAGAGAUUGCGAACAACUUCAUCAACUUGAGCUUCCUCCGCCUCUUCCGAGCAGCGCGGCUCAUCAAGCUGCUUCGCCAGGGCUACACCAUCCGCAUCCUGCUGUGGACCUUCGUCCAGUCCUUUAAGGCGCUGCCCUACGUGUGCCUCCUCAUUGCCAUGCUGUUCUUCAUCUACGCCAUCAUCGGCAUGCAGGUGUUUGGAAACAUCGCCCUCGAUGAUGACACCAGUAUCAACCGACACAAUAACUUCCGAACGUUUCUACAAGCCUUAAUGCUGUUGUUCAGGAGUGCCACUGGGGAGGCCUGGCAUGAGAUCAUGCUGUCUUGUCUGGGCAACCGGGCCUGUGACCCAUAUGCCAACGCCAGCGAAUGUGGGAGCGACUUUGCCUACUUUUAUUUUGUCUCCUUCAUCUUCCUUUGUUCCUUUCUGAUGUUGAACCUCUUUGUUGCUGUGAUCAUGGACAAUUUUGAGUACCUCACACGGGACUCUUCCAUCCUAGGGCCACACCACCUAGACGAAUUCAUUCGAGUCUGGGCUGAGUACGACCCAGCUGCGUGUGGGCGCAUCAGUUACAAUGACAUGUUUGAGAUGCUGAAACACAUGUCCCCACCUCUGGGGUUGGGGAAGAAAUGCCCGGCUCGAGUUGCAUACAAGCGCCUGGUUCGCAUGAACAUGCCCAUAUCCAAUGAGGACAUGACGGUGCACUUCACAUCCACACUGAUGGCCCUCAUCCGGACAGCACUGGAGAUCAAGCUUGCCCCAGCAGGGACAAAGCAGCACCAGUGUGAUGCUGAGCUGAGAAAGGAGAUCUCUUCUGUGUGGGCUAAUCUACCCCAGAAAACUCUGGACUUACUCGUACCACCCCACAAACCUGACGAGAUGACGGUGGGGAAAGUCUAUGCAGCUCUGAUGAUAUUUGACUUCUACAAACAGAACAAAACCACCAGAGAUCAGAUUCACCAAGCUCCCGGGGGCCUGUCCCAGAUGGGCCCUGUGUCCCUGUUCCACCCUCUGAAGGCCACCCUGGAGCAGACCCAACCCGCUGUGCUUCGAGGAGCUCGGGUCUUCCUUCGACAGAAGAGUGCCACUUCUCUCAGCAACGGUGGUGCCAUACAAACCCAGGAAAGCGGCAUCAAGGAGUCGCUGUCGUGGGGCACACAGAGGACCCAGGAUGCACUUUAUGAGGCCAGAGCACCUCUAGAACGUGGCCACUCUGCAGAGAUCCCUGUGGGGCAGCCAGGAAAACUGGCUGUGGAUGUCCAGAUGCAGAACAUGACAUUGAGAGGACCUGAUGGGGAGCCCCAGCCCGGGUUGGAGAGCCAAGGCCGGGCUGCCUCUAUGCCACGCCUGGCUGCAGAAACACAGCCUGCCCCUGAUGCCAGCCCCAUGAAGCGCUCCAUCUCCACACUGGCUCCACGCCCCCAUGGGACUCACCUUUGCAACACAGUCCUGGACCGGCCUCCCCCUAGCCAGGCAUCAUCACAUCACCAUCAUCACCGCUGCCACCGGCGCAGGGAAAAGAAGCAGAGGUCCCUGGAAAAGGGGCCCAGCCUGUCUGUUGACACAGAAGGUGCACCAAGCGGUGCUGCAGGAUCUGGUCAGCCCCAAGGAGAAGGAUCCACAGGCUGCCGCCGGGAGCGCAAACAAGAACGAGGAAGGUCCCAGGAACGGAGGCAGCCGUCCUCCUCUUCUUCCGAGAAGCAGCGCUUCUAUUCCUGUGACCGCUUUGGGAGUCGGGAGCCCCCGCAACACAAGCCCUCUCUCAGUAGCCACCCUACAUCUCCAACAGCGGCACUAGAGCCAGGACCCCACCCACAGGGCAGUGGUUCUGUUAAUGGGAGCCCCUUGAUGUCAACAUCUGGUGCUAGCACCCCAGGCCGAGGUGGACGGAGGCAGCUCCCCCAGACUCCCCUGACCCCACGCCCCAGCAUCACCUACAAGACCGCCAAUUCCUCGCCUGUUCACUUUGCUGGGGGUCAGAGUGGCCUCCCAUCCUUCUCCCCUGGCCGUCUCAGCCGAGGCCUUUCUGAACACAAUGCCCUGCUCCAGAAAGAGCCCCUGAGCCAGCCUCUAGCCCCUGGCUCUCGCAUUGGCUCUGACCCUUACCUGGGGCAGCGUCUGGACAGUGAGGCCUCUGCCCACACCCUGCCUGAGGAUACACUCACCUUUGAAGAGGCAGUGGCUACCAACUCUGGCCGCUCCUCCAGGACUUCCUACGUGUCCUCCCUCACCUCCCAAUCCCACCCUCUCCGCCGUGUGCCCAAUGGCUACCACUGCACUUUGGGACUCAGCACCGGCGUCCGGGCACGGCACAGCUACCACCACCCAGACCAGGACCACUGGUGCUAACUGCACCAUGACCACCCAUGCACCAGCUCCGUGGGUGCGGGUUCCAGUUGAUGAGUUUUAUCAUCCGCUCUGGGCUGUGGGGUCACAGCCCUGGGAGGAGGGUCCUCACAUCAUGGCCUCUGUGGUGGAGGCUCCUGCUUCUCUCCUUCCCUCCCUUUUACACUGGAUGGACUAAUAAAGCCCUUUCUUAGAGGGAUAUGGUUCUCUCUAUCCUCCUGUGUACUGCCUUCCUGGGUUCCAUGCCAGAUGUUGGAUCCUAAGCAGGAGGUAGCUGAGUUGAGAUGGACCCAGCAAAUCCAAAUCCUUUGUCAUGGCCCCCAGCAUCCAGGGUGGGUACUUGGGACUUUCUUAGGAGGCCUGAGUCUCAUGGAGAGUAUUGUUUGUCUGAAUGUGUAGCCUGGGCCAUAGGGUGACCUGAAGACAAGGAAAGGAACCCAGCCGUGGCUGGCAGCGCCUGCCAGCAUCAGUAGUCUCGUGUCUGCUGUCUCGGAGUCAAACAGCACAUGUGUGCAGAGUUGCACUCAAGGCCCUGCCGUCCUCCUGUGCUGUCACCAUAAUAGGGACCAAAUCUGGAGAAUGUUGAUGCUGUUGAUUCUGGUUUUCAGUUACACCACCUUUCACUGUUUGUCUAUGUAGCUGAUCUCAAAAAAGGAAAAAAGAAAACGGGGAAGGAAAUGUUCAUGUAACUUUAAAAACUCAACGUGUAGGGAGGUCUCCGUUUUGCAAUGUUUCUGUGACUUGUAUGUGAUGUUCCUGUAUGGAUUCCACCCUGCCCAGGAAGUGCCCAAUGGCCCUGGCUCCUCUGCUCAACCAAGUGCCUGAUCUCCGGCUCUGAGCAUCGUGUAUGAGGAGAGGCCUCAGGAACUAUCGGGUGGACUGGGUGGGAACUGCUCAGAGCAGCGUGGGGGCGUGUGUCUUAGGGACACUGACAAUGUCCGGCAGCAUGUCAGAGAAAGAGCUGCUGCGCCCCAUGCACCUCCCCGAGUGAUGAGCUCUGAAGAAGCUGCAGAGUAGCAGUGUGUGCUCGCAUGAGGCAUUUUCAAUCUGUUUUUUAAUCUGAUUCUCAGGGACGGGAUGCCUGCCAAGUAGGGUAUGAUCUCUGUGGUGUUUAAAAAAACAAACUCAUUUUCACUGGAUGCUGAAGAGCCAGCGCUAGGCGCUAAUAAAGAAGAGAGGGAAUAGGGCAGGGGGAAAGACACCGGAAGCAUAACAAGAAACAGGCAGGGAGGAAAUGGCUCCUGGAAGAGGCUGGGUGUCUAAAGCCUAGUGGAGUCCCUGGCCCCAGAUCUGGGGAGGCAGCAGUCAAAUAAAGCCUCACCUCACGGCUACUUUGCAAAGGGAAAACCCAUACCCAGGAGGGUGUGUGAUGCGCACAGACAGCUGGGAGGCCACUAGAGGAAGGUUGCUCUAGGCAGGCAGGCAGGCACUCCUCGGUGUGUUCUGUGUUUUGAAAUUUCUGAUGACUUCUUGGAGGAAAUGUUGGCUUCUAUCCCAUGUUUCUCAUAGAAGCUGUGUGUGAUUGUGUGUGUGUGUGUGUGUGUGUGUGUGUGUGUGUGUGUACUCACAGGAGAUGCAGAGGUGUGUGUAUGUGUGUGUGUGUGUGUGUGUGUGUGUGUGUGUAGGUGUGUUCAGCGAGUGGCUGUUGUCAAUCAUAGGGCUAUGCAACAAAAGACACAUUACUAGAAACAAAACACAAGACCGCCACUUGGUCUAGGGUUUCAGCAUGAUUGUGACCAAACCUUUUAUAGAAUUUCCUUAUAUGAAGGCACAAUACCCUGAAACUUUAAUGAAAACAGAGUAUUUUAUUCCAGUAGGGUAAAAUUCAACAGGAACCUUGGACUGUGCAUGUGACUGCACUGAUGUUGCAAAGUAGGAGGAUGUGCAUUUUGAUACUGACGUUCUGUCUCUGUUCCAAGCCCAGCCCUUGUUCUCUGGAGUGUUGAGUGUAUACAUUCUGUGUGGAACUACAGAUGCCCCAGACAGCCCUGGGUUGGGAAUCAUCUUUACCCCACAUUAGCGUAGCUGGCUUUUCUUCCAGGCAUUGGUAUACAUGAAAAUCACAAGAAGCAGGGAAAGGAGACUUGGAGUCUUGCUUCCUGACUUUGGGUUUGUUUCUGUACUGUCUCUACCUGUCUGUUCCCCUGAAAUUUCAUAGUGAGUUGCCAAAUUUGAAAUGCAACAACCAGCUGUCUGCAUCUGGAACCUGUCAAGCAGUGGCUGUAGUUUGAACAAGUUAUGUGUGCAUGUAAAAUAUAUCCAUAUAUACAUUAUACAAGUAUGCGCAUGAAAUGUAUAUCUUCGUACUUUUUGAUACAAUGUAUUCAUUUGUUAAUUUUUAAUUAUAUUUGAUAUAAAUUGAA
This is a messenger RNA of Peromyscus leucopus (white-footed mouse), 9475 nucleotides long. It is a transcript of the gene Cacna1b, whose product is annotated as calcium voltage-gated channel subunit alpha1 B. The record is from RefSeq and is a predicted model, not a curated record. NCBI's taxonomy places the organism in Eukaryota, Metazoa, Chordata, Mammalia, Rodentia, Cricetidae. Gene Ontology annotation, biological process: chemical synaptic transmission; calcium ion import across plasma membrane. The coding region runs from base 135 to 7115 and encodes 2326 amino acids. The transcript has 48 exons. Gene Ontology annotation, cellular component: voltage-gated calcium channel complex; membrane; neuronal cell body. Gene Ontology annotation, molecular function: high voltage-gated calcium channel activity; calcium ion binding.